Messenger RNA from Mya arenaria, 2309 nucleotides. RefSeq lists its product as uncharacterized. NCBI's taxonomy places the organism in Eukaryota, Metazoa, Mollusca, Bivalvia, Myida, Myidae. The record is from RefSeq and is a predicted model, not a curated record. Bases 1 to 1032 code for a protein of 343 amino acids. The transcript is spliced from 2 exons.
AUGAGGUCAGAGCUGAAUUCUAGGAAGUUAUCAAUGAAUCAGCGGUACAUGGCGGCGCGGAGAGUCCACAUGGAGCUACCGAAGAUUCUGGACGAGAUUGAGAAGAUGGCUAGCCGGAUGAAGGACCGGAAGUACCGGUUCCAUAGGGAUCCGGACAUAGGGCGGCUGCUUGAAUCGAAUACUCCUCCUGGGACAGUUGACAUAGAGGACCAUGUUCCUGACCUUGCUACUGUGACAUGGAAGAAAAGGGCAAACAUCUACGUCAGAACGUCACUUGACCGGAACAUCUGCUUCAUAACCGGUUCCACAAUGCUCUCGCCUGGUCUCCUUCUCCUGACAGACCGCUACAACAACAGUGUCAAACUGGUUGACGUAACCACCCGCACCGUCACGUCUCGACUCCAGCUGCCAGACAGGCCUUGGGGCGUCUGCGCGAUCCCCGACGAACAGGCCGCCGUCACUCUCCCUGAAAAGUCAAUGAUCCAGCUAUUUUCUUCAAAGGGAGGCCAGUUUUCGUAUGGAAAGCAAAUUAAGGUUUCCUGUGAUUGCCAUGGUAUUGUGUUUAUCAACAAUAAAUUAUAUGUCUCAUACAUUACCAACCCGCGUAUUGAAGUAAUGACACUAGAUGGUCAGAUAGUUACUACAUUUAAAAGUAGAAUUUGGAAACAACUUUUCCGAGAACCAUAUUACCUGACAGUGUCAGCUUCUACACCGCCGACCCUAUACGUGUCCGACAAUGGUUCCAACAGCGUCCUCCAGCUUUCCAUGGACGGGAAGGUCUUGCGGGAAUACCGGGACAAGCAGCUCCGUAGUCCCAUGUCCGUGGUGGAGGUUUGGCCUGGCCAUCUGCUCGUUUGUGGUGAGUUUAGCCUAAACGUGAUGCUGCUGACGGAGGGAGACGGCAAGAUGACGGAAAUACUGCGAAAAAAUGAUGGACUGUCCAAGCCCUACUCAGUGGCCUUCUGUCCGCACACACGUUGUUUACUUGUAGGGAUGGGCAGUUAUGACUCACUUAAGGUCUUUAAAGCGUAGUUAUAUUGUUUCUCCUGAUCCAAUCUUUUUCGGGGGACAUUUCCAUGUAUAAGUGUGAAUUUGCAUUUAAAUAUUUGUUGAUACAUCCAGUCAUCAUCGAAAGUUAUGUGAAACAGUAAUUGAGAGAAUGGCAGCGUGUGAUACUGUAUCUUACCUUUUAGCAAGCAGAAAACGUACAUUUUUACGAGUGGCGACUUCGUGAAAUAUAACUUAUAGUGCUCACUCAGUGAAAUAUAUCGCAUCUUACACUAAAACAAACAAUUCCAUUUUUUAUGUUUUUGUCGAAUGAUAAUCAUCACUUUGUAUAUGUCAAAUACUUUAAAGUAAUAAUUAAACGAAAUGUUUAAUUUAAUUCUUCUAAUUAGUUGCCAAAAGGUACCUAAUUAUUGUGUUGUUUGUGUGUGCCUUUUCCAUGUAUAUUUUGUUGUUCAAAUUGUUGUUUUGUUACUUAUAAAUAUCAAUUCAUCUACCAGAAUGCUUCGAGAAGUUUAAAGAAAACUUUGAAUGUGAAGAAUAAGUAAGUAAAUUGUUUAUUAUAGUGAUAUGUGUGUACAUAGCAUAGUAACAUUUCAUAAUGAAUAGUUUUACAUUUACACCAUAUAAGUCACAUUUAGUUAAAACUAAAAAUAUAUAUUUAGUAAAGUUUAGAACAAGAAAUAAUCGACUACCAAUUGAAGUAGGAAGCUGAUAUAUGAUAGAAAAUGUGGGCUUUGUGAUAAAAACAGUAUUGGUGAUGAAUUCCAUUAUGUACUAGAAGGUAGCUAUUUAACAAAAUAUAGACUGAAUAAAAUUUAUUGAGGUAAAAUUAUACCAAUAUCCUAAUGUUUUGAAAUGUAAAGAAAUUAUGAAAAUCGAUCUCAAAGAUAAUAAAAAAACGCAAAUAAAUUUAGUUUAAAAAUACAAGACUCUGUUCUCCUUCAUAAUUAAAUGUUUAUUUGCUUGAACAGAUAUUAUUAGUUUCAAUAACUUAAAACGUAUUAAUAGUUAGAAAAAUCUGAAAAAAUAUCUGUAUUAUUAUGUUCAAUAUGUUUGUAAUGCCUCAGUAUGUUGUAUUGUAUUUCAUAUGCAUGCUCAUUUUGUCAUGUAUUAAUGACACGAGUAAAGUUUAAUAAACUUGAAACUUGGAGAAAGAUCACCGAACGUAUAAUCAACUAGAUAUGGCAGUUGAUUAAUAAUUAUUGUGUUAAAUCAUGUCGAAAUAUAGCUAGUACAAGUAUGCCGUAAAAGUUUCUCUAUCUGCUUUUCGGAGCCGAACUUGUAUUAUAAAAGUUAUUAAA